AUGCAUUUCUCCAGCGUCCUCGCCCUGGCGGUUGCCACCAUGGUCGCCUCCCAGGAUGUCGCCACUCUCUUCUCGGGCACCAACUUCGAGGGCGCCUCCUACACCAUCAGCGGCCCUGACGAUGUCAUCGGCAGAUGCACACCCGUUGCCGACUUCCCUGUUGUGCAAUCCAUCAAGGUGGCUCCCGGCCACGCCUGUGUUCUUUACAACACCCCUGACUGCGCUGUUCCCUACGCCGCCUACAACCGCGACACCGCUGCCACCAUUGUCAACGGCGCCUUUGCCGCUUUCGAGUGCGCUGUCGCCAUCAACUAA
Trichoderma reesei QM6a is the source of this 315-nucleotide messenger RNA. RefSeq lists its product as uncharacterized. The record is from RefSeq and is a predicted model, not a curated record. The transcript has 4 exons. NCBI's taxonomy places the organism in Eukaryota, Fungi, Ascomycota, Sordariomycetes, Hypocreales, Hypocreaceae. The coding region runs from base 1 to 315 and encodes 104 amino acids.